Molecule: messenger RNA, 460 nt
Organism: Prorocentrum cordatum
Lineage: Eukaryota; Dinophyceae; Prorocentrales; Prorocentraceae
Source: the annotation of a GenBank genome assembly
GAUAGAGGAGGACAGCGGCGCGCGCACCAUGGCCAAGAACGUCGUACUGGACGAGCACGUCGACCCCGAGUACGAGCCGACUGAGCAGGAGAUUGAGGAGUAUGCCGAGUGGCUGGGCAUGGACCUGCAGAGGGACAGGCACUUGUUCUGGAUCGCGCGCGCGGGCCUGAAGGCGCCGCUGCCGCACCCGUGGAAGCCCUGUCAGUCCGAGGAGGGAGAGAUCUUCUACUUCAACUUCGAGAGUCAGGAGAGCGUGUGGGACCACCCCUGCGACGAGUACUACAGGAGCAUGUACAAGCAGAAGUCCGGUCAGGAGGGGCGGCAGCAGCCGGACGAGGACGACUCGGGGACGAAGCGGAAGGACAAGAAGGACAAGAAGGACAAGAAAGAGAAAAAGGGCCGCAACAGCCGAGGCGUCUUCUGGAACGAGCAGACGGAGGAUCUGGGGCCCGGAAUAUAG